Molecule: messenger RNA, 333 nt
Organism: Paramecium sonneborni
Lineage: Eukaryota; Ciliophora; Oligohymenophorea; Peniculida; Parameciidae
Source: the annotation of a GenBank genome assembly
AUGCACAAGAUAUAAUUGCUUUAAUAUCCAUUCAAUAAAUUGUUAGUUUAGUUAGAGAAACUUUAAAUUUUAAAGAUGAUGCUUGCAAAAUAGACUGCUAAUAAAUUAUAGCUGAUUCUAUAUUAAAAAAUCAAGCCAAUUACAAAAGAAGAAGACUAGUUAUAAAAUAUCAAAGCAAGCAUUUCUUAAGGUAAGCCAAGUAUCUAAUUCUCUAGGUGAACAAGUAAAAUAUUUAUAAAGAACAUAAGAAGGAACAAAAAGAUCAUAAAGGUGUCUGUACUAAGUAUUGUAACUAAUAUGUAAAAGAUAAAAUUGAUUCAUUAAUAAAGUUGA